Penicillium malachiteum is the source of this 360-nucleotide messenger RNA. Its product is annotated as SCF ubiquitin ligase complex subunit HRT1. The transcript has 4 exons. Gene Ontology annotation, molecular function: zinc ion binding; cullin family protein binding; ubiquitin protein ligase activity. The record is from RefSeq and is a predicted model, not a curated record. Gene Ontology annotation, biological process: protein ubiquitination; ubiquitin-dependent protein catabolic process. Gene Ontology annotation, cellular component: nucleus; cullin-RING ubiquitin ligase complex. Lineage: Eukaryota; Fungi; Ascomycota; Eurotiomycetes; Eurotiales; Aspergillaceae. Bases 1 to 360 code for a protein of 119 amino acids.
AUGGUGGACGUCGAGAUGAAGGAUUCCAGUGCAUCCUCUUCCAAGGGAAAGGCUGUUGCAAAGAGCUCCGAUGGUGCUGCUGAUGGCAAGAAGAAGUUCGAAGUGAAGAAGUGGAACGCUGUUGCUCUCUGGGCUUGGGAUAUUGUUGUCGACAACUGUGCUAUUUGCCGAAACCACAUCAUGGAUCUGUGCAUCGAAUGUCAAGCAAACCAGGGAUCAUCUACAACAGAAGAGUGUACUGUCGCGUGGGGUAUCUGUAACCACGCGUUCCACUUCCACUGUAUCUCGAGAUGGUUGAAGACCCGUCAAGUGUGCCCACUGGAUAACCGUGACUGGGAGUUCCAGAAGUAUGGACGUUAA